This is a messenger RNA of Arachis stenosperma, 1194 nucleotides long. RefSeq names its product putative F-box protein At5g55150. The transcript has 2 exons. The record is from RefSeq and is a predicted model, not a curated record. Gene Ontology annotation, molecular function: protein binding. The coding region runs from base 46 to 972 and encodes 308 amino acids. Lineage: Eukaryota; Viridiplantae; Streptophyta; Magnoliopsida; Fabales; Fabaceae.
UAUCUUGUUUGAAUUUCCCCUUGUGAGUUGUGAGUUGUAACUUACAUGGCAGAAAUUGAUCGAUGGUCGAACCUUCAUCCUGAUCUUCUAUAUCAAAUCACAGAGCAUCUGUAUUCCUACGAUGAUUACAUUCGACUUCGAUUGGUUUGUAAGGAAUGGAACUCCAAACUUUCAAGCAUUCCAAAUCAUAAAAGAAACCCGUGGCUGUUGUUACCUGGCACUACUCACGACUCUUCUUUGAGCCAUGUUCUUGAAAAGGAGCAGAUCUACCAUGUUAUGUUGCCCGAUUUUGAUAUUAAUGACAACCUAAUUCGUGGUUCUUGUCAUGGAUGGUUAAUUACUGUUGUGAUAUCCAAGGGAGCAAUACGAAUGUUGAAUCCUUUUACUAAGACUCACAUGGAUCUUCCUCCAAUUUCAACUUUUCCAGAUGUGGUUCGUUAUCAUCCUGACCGGCACGGGAAUGAAUACGUUCGGCUGGAUCUUCGUGACGAUGAGAUCUAUACUCUUGACGCCAUUAGUUUUCAUAAGUAUGAGAUUCAGAAGAUUGUGAUAUCCUCCCCUCCUGACAGUGAGGAUUUCAUGGCAGUGGCUAUAUAUGGAGAGUGCGGCCAGUUGGCCGUUUGUAAACUGAAUGACAAGAGAUGGACACAUAUUCCAACUGAACAGAUAUCGACAUUGUUUCAAGAUGUCAUAUUUUUCCAAGACAAGAUAUACACCGUAGACAAGCAUACAAAUCUGUAUGAGUUUGAUAAGAAGGUCAUUAUGGACGAACUAGGGAAGAAGCCCCGGCCUCAACUAGUACCGCUACUGACCUCCAUUGGAGGAAUAUGUGAAGCUCCGCCUCCUGCGAAAUUGGCCAGAUGUUUCCUGGCAAAUCCCCAUAUUGCAAGGGAAAUCAUAUAUACUACACAGACAACCAACUGGUGUUGCACACUCCAGGCGAACCCAGCCUGCAAGAUAUGGGCAUCUUAAACUUGGAAGAUACAAAGACCAACAAAAUACUACCAAAUGUGGAAUGGGUAGUGUGUCCUCCAACUUGGUUGUUACCCUAACUGAGGACUCCUUUAUUUAUUUACUUACUAUCUACCACAGUUUUUUAGUGGUUUUUCUUGCACUUUAUAAAAGUUAUUUCUUAGUCUUCUAUAGAAGAUAAUUGUCAAGAUGUUUUUUUUAAUGGACCCCAUUUAAGAUAAG